Messenger RNA from Neolamprologus brichardi, 2194 nucleotides. RefSeq names its product leukocyte receptor cluster (LRC) member 9 (gene leng9). Gene Ontology annotation, molecular function: metal ion binding. Lineage: Eukaryota; Metazoa; Chordata; Actinopteri; Cichliformes; Cichlidae. The record is from RefSeq and is a predicted model, not a curated record.
CUGCUGCUCUUUUUCUCAGUUUUAUCCGUCGAAUCAAAAACAUCUUUAAUGCUUUACCAGUGACGCGAAAGCACGCGAACAUAUUUAAGAGUUUUUCGACUUUUCUGUGUUCCAAUAUCAGGCUCUAUGUACGACAAACGAGGCAUUCCUCGGCAAACGAAAAAGUGGAACUACAUUACCCAUAACCCAAUCUGGUAUAACAAACAACGGGUUAAAGGGCAAUAAAAAAAAGUCGGAACUGUUUUCAUUGAAGGUUUGUGUACUAAAAGAUCUUAGGAUGGCUUCAGGUGGAUCAGGAGUUCCCCCCACCGACCCGACUGACACACCGAGUCCACAGGCAGGGGUCCCCGCUGACUCUCAGAGUGGCAAAGACACCCCAAAAGCCAAAGAAGAGUCAGCAGAACGUUGCAAGGAUGGAGCCAAAGUGUGCCAGUUUUUCCGGAUAGGAAAAUGUCAUUUUGGCCUCAGAUGCCGUUUAGCUCACAGUGACCCAUUACAGGAUGAUUCAGGGGCUCUGUGUCCUGGUGUGGAUGAAAAACAGGAAGAAGAAAAGACACAAGAAAAACACAAGAACAAGAAGGGCAGUGUGAAUAAAGUGCCAAAGCACAACGAGAGAAGAGCAGAGGUGAACAAAAAGCCUCGUAUGCGCACAGCAGAUGAAGUGAUCUCCCGGAUCCUGUGGGACCCAUCGGUGGACGCAUCAGAAUUUGUAGUGGGCUAUGUGGAUCGAUUCCUCGGCGUGCUGGAGCGCCCCUUCUGUGACUUCAACUGGGAGACCAACCCGUGUGACUGUGAUUACACUGUUGAGCUGGCCUUGCCCAGACACAGGAUCCAGUACUUCACUUACAGAGGGCACCGUGUCUGGGACCGCCACACCAGGACUGACCGAGUUUUCGGUUCCACAGGUCAAUCUCUGGCUCCCCCCUUUGGAGGGGAAGAGGAAGUAAGAGAAGAAAAUACAGCAGCGCUUGAAACAACUAACGAGCAGCCACCUGCAGAGGAAGAGAAGCAGAAUGAGACAAAUAUUCACACCCCUGAGUCUGCACCACCACCACCAGAGUGUACAGGAAACACUUCUCAGGAACAACAGGAGUCACGAGGACCAUGUGUUGAGGAGGAGGCUGCAGAUAGACAUCAGGUUUCAGCAGAUCAGAGUUCCUCAAGCGAAGAGGAGGCACCGGGUGUAAAAGAGGAGGGUGAGGGGGAGAUUCUGCCAGAAUGGGAGGAAAGCUGGGAAGGCCAUGAAGACUGUAUAAGUUAUCCUGCAGUUCAACAAGUUAGCAAGAAUCCAUCUGUACCUCUGGAGCAAAGAGAAGAGAAGCGUGGUGGUCGCCCCCCUAAGAAGAGACCCACACACUUCAUCACCUUCCGGGCCAACACUCCUGCCAUCCUCUCCUGUUUCCAGCAGUUGCAGAAGGAGCUCACCUCCCUCAUACCUUCCUCUGCUCCUCACUGGCAAACCGCCUCCAGCCUUCACGUCACCCUGUGCCUCCUGGUGCUGCACAGCCCCGCUGAGGUGGCGGCUGCUGGGGAGAUCCUCCAACGGUUUGCACAACUGGACCGAAACCCGCCGGUAGCUGUGACCUUUCCUGUGAAGCUGAAACAUUUCAAUGGGAAGGUGCUGUACCUGAGUCCUCAGCCUCAGCUCCACCUACAACAGCUCAACAGCGGUCUGCAGGAGGCCUACAGGAAAGAGGGUUUUCUCCACAGGAACUCCUACAACCCACGCUACCACCUCAGUCUGGCCAGGGUACUGGACAGGGAGGGCGAGAAGAUAUUUGAAGGUGUGGGGGACCUGAGGGUGGGGAAGGGCUUAAACUUUGGGCGUCUGCCAGUUAACACCUUACACCUGUGUGCCAUGGGCGGCUCUAAAGUAGACGGUUUUUAUGAGAGGGUGUGCUCGGUAACACUUCGAUGAUAAAGAAGUCAGAUUUGCAGACAUUACUGGGUGCAAUAAGCCACGUGGCCUCGUCUACCAAAGCUGAUGCCUCUGAAUUAAACUUUAUAAGAAGUUUUGUUUAUUCAGAUAAGAUGCACAUUUUUUAAUGAAGGCCGUAAAAGGUGUAAAAAUAUAAUUUCGUUAAAUUUAUUAGAUAUAAAUACUUCAUUUAAAUUAAAAAUAUGAUCAAAGUUAUAUUUGUUUUCCCAUUUAAUGCAUUUGAAUCUGUUAAGGCAGCGGUCCCCAACCUUUUUU